AACGACUUUGACAAAUUACAAAAAAUCGAAUCGUUGAACAGAACGGACGGAGUGCGUUGCUGUGCGUGUGCGCUUUUUUCGCUAAUCUUUCGCUUGGCUUUCGAUUGCACUGCUGAAAAACCGUGAACUCACCGCGAAUAAAGUGUGAGCAUUGGAUUAUUGUACGAAUUAAGUUAUCCGAGACCUCGCUACCCGUUUGCAAAUUGCUGCAGCAAUAUUCAGUUCAGUGAACAAGUCCGCGCGUCGUCUUCCGUGUGUGUGUGUGAGCGUGUGUGCCUGUGUGUGCAAUUGUCGUCUGUCUUUCCCGUGCUCUGUUACCGGUUUUUUUUUGUCUUCUGUUGGCGUUCGUGCAGGAAUCGAGCGGAAAUCCGUUAACACAAAGAGAGAAAAAGCGAAAUAGAAUUGAAACAAAAAAUGUCACUGCAAGUUUCGAACCAAACCACAUCCGGACGUCGUACGCCGCAGGUGUACCAGGGAUUCGGCAACAUGCCCGCCGGUGCGACGACGACACCGACCGCCACUAACGGCAGCGGUACGACCGGCGCCGGCGGAUCGGUUGGCCGGGCGGCAAAGGGUGGCGGCGCUAAGCAAUCACAGAUACCGGUCGCGAUCGGUAGCGGCGGUGGUUUCGGUACACCUGGCAGCGAUGGAACAGUACCACAGACGGCCGUGGUAUAUCCUGGCACUGCUGGGGCUACCGAUGGGUCGUCCGGGCAGAAGCAGGUCCAGUCGGACCAUAUGUAUGGCAUGAAGCAGCAGCAGCAGCAGCCAGCCGCUUCAGCAAACAACGCUACGAACCGGUCCGCCACAAACGGUUCCCAGCUGGCCGCAAGCGUCGAGAAGAAUGGAACCUCGCAACGGAAAAACUCCACCGGGGAGGGCGGUACCAAGAAGACAGAAAUGGCAGCAGCAUCGCAGCAACAGCAGCAGCAGCCUUCAGUUCCAGCUGCCGAAGGCACUGCAAAGGUACGCGACAGCCCUCGAUCAAGUGGUCGCGCACAGCAGAAACAAACGGUAGAAGAAGCGGCACCGGCCAACAAAACGAUGGAAACGCAGCAGCAACCGAAAUCGGAAAAGACUACCAAUCUGGAAAGCUCGCUGCUGACGGAGAAAACCCUCAAAGGAUUCUGUUCCGAUGGUGAGGAGAUGGAAUCGCUGCUGCUGGAACCGUGGGAUAUGGAGGAGGGUUCCGCCACGCCAUCCCGCUCGAGCGCCGCCAAGUCGAAGAUGCCGAAAGCUGCCCCACAAGCGCAGGCCCGUGUCAGCCCGUUCAAGGCGAGCGGAAAGACACAGCCGAAACCGAGCGGCGGCACCGCUACUGCCGAGCCGGAACAAACGGCUGGCUCGCCGAACAAGAAGACCGCUGCGGCUGCUGCUGCUGGCGAUGAGUCGGAGAAGAAUCGCUCGCCGAAAGUGGAUGCACCAUCGACACCGACCGCUGGCGAAUCGCUCAUUGGGCGACCGCUCCGUUCCAUCUCCGGUCGCCGGUCGACGCGCCCGAUCAGCGACAUCAAGUUCACGCAUCCGCGUCGCUCGACCGCCGACCCGCACAACGAUUCCAUCUCCAGCAUGAACGUAACGGUCGGCUCGGAAAUUGGCAGCGACAGCAUGCUGCUUCGUACGCCGGGAUCGGCCACCCGCAAGCGCAAGGACAUGACGCCCGAAUCGACCUCGGACGAGCCGGUCAUCGACAGCCCGAAGCGCGCUCGGCUCGAUUUCAGCGGCUUCCUCGGCAUGGUGGCCACCCCGGUGACGAUGCUGAAGAACCGGCUGUCGCGCGUCAAGCUGCAAAGUACACCCCGCGCACUGGCCGUCGACGAGGAGGACGCGUCGAAGGUGGUCACCGCUGAGGCUACCACCACCACGGCCAGCGUCACGCCCCAGAAGGAAGCGGAUGGUGCCGGCGCGAUGGACGUUGACGUUGUUGCUGGCAAGGGAGCGGAAAAGAGCGACGAUGCCACGGCGCCAGUUGCUGACGGCCAGAAGGAGGGCGCCGAGGGACAGCAGCAGCAGCAGCAGCAGCAGGAAUCUUCCUCCUCCGUCGCCGAAGAUGAUGAGGUCGAGGUGAAGAUCGUCACCGAUCAGCCGCAGCAGCCGAAACAGUGGUGUAGUAUUAUGUAAGGCGACAACAGUAGCGCACGGACAUAAUCCAUCGGAACAUCGGCACAGCACACCACGUGGUCGGGCGGCGAUUCCCUUUGCGGGAGAUAAACCCCGCCCAGCACGCACCUCCUCCCUCGCAAUGAAUCCCUCUCUCUCACCGUGUUUCUCGGUUCGGGAUGGUUGGUGUGUGUCGCAUUUGUAUUUGUUGUGUCUUCUGUGUGUCCCUCUCCCACCUCUCAAUCCCAAUCCUCUAUUUCCCGGAUUUUAAUGGCAAAGUUCGCGCGUAAAGAAGAACAUACAUCCGGUAACAAUAAUCACAUUUACACCGCAGAGAGAAAGAGGGGUUUGUCACAAAACUGCUGCUAACGGUUUGCUGUUUAUCAACAUAUUCUUUUAUUUACAUGUAGAAGUAGCAUGUAUAUUUUUUUCAACUAGCUGUUUGUUUUCACUACAUUAAUUUGUUAGGGAGAGGAGUAUCAUUCAACAAAGGAGGAGGCAAAGAUUGUCAAAAGAAUAGGAGCAAGGGGCCGCCGUCGAUUCAGUUGCUCGUGAUUUCUUGCUACUGCAAACUCGUAACAUUGCUGAUAGAGAGAUAGAUCUCUACUCGUAAAGGAGAAGUUUCGUUGCGUUAGCUCACAGUGUUUUGGUAAACAUUCUUAUUUUGAGAAAAACGGAAAAAGAAACAACAAAAAAUAUUGAAAGAGCAAUUAGCGCGUAAAAAAAACAGCAUUUGAAGGAAUUAGCUAUCAAAACAAAUCAUACACACGAUGUUUGCAAAAAUAAUAUUGGUACAAAGGGAUUGGGACACACUGGUUCAACGAUGAAAUACGAUGAUAAUUAGAUGCUAUGUAUGUGUAUACAUGUUCUUCGGCGGCUCAGAGAAUCAUAAAACAGGAACCAGAAAUAUUUUAGGAAGGCGCGUAGGUGUAGUAGCAGAUAAGAGAGAAAACGAUUUUGCGUUUUUGUUUUAUCAGAUAAACAGCAAUGCAUGCAAACUUGUGGCAGUAGACAAAAAAAACCCCCCGCCCAAAAAAUACAACCGAAUGCUCAAAAUAAACGAAACCUUAUAGCGUAA
Anopheles coluzzii is the source of this 3178-nucleotide messenger RNA. RefSeq lists its product as uncharacterized. The coding region runs from base 415 to 2121 and encodes 568 amino acids. The record is from RefSeq and is a predicted model, not a curated record. Lineage: Eukaryota; Metazoa; Arthropoda; Insecta; Diptera; Culicidae. The transcript has 2 exons.